This is a messenger RNA of Megalobrama amblycephala (Wuchang bream), 2974 nucleotides long. RefSeq names its product serine/threonine-protein kinase pim-2-like. Gene Ontology annotation, molecular function: protein serine/threonine kinase activity; ATP binding. The transcript is spliced from 12 exons. Lineage: Eukaryota; Metazoa; Chordata; Actinopteri; Cypriniformes; Xenocyprididae. Gene Ontology annotation, cellular component: cytoplasm. The coding region runs from base 1049 to 2572 and encodes 507 amino acids. Gene Ontology annotation, biological process: protein autophosphorylation; negative regulation of apoptotic process; regulation of mitotic cell cycle. The record is from RefSeq and is a predicted model, not a curated record.
UUUUGUGGAUUUAUUUAUUCUGGUAUUUAUAUAUUUAUUGUUUUUGCAGGUUUCGUCCUCCAUAAAAGAUAUGAUUGUAAAAUACAUGAUGAACGUCAUCCUCCACUCCUUCAUUAGUAAAAUCAUAAAUGGGCUUUAUUUCGAUGACGCAUUAGUGAUACUGAAAGCUGAUUGGCUUGAUGGUUAUAUAUGCGGAAAAGAGCCAAUUUAAUCAAUCUCUAGAGUUUAUAAGAUGUCCGAUUUAUCCUCCCUUGUGCCUUUUUACACGCAUUUUGGACAGAAGCAAUGCCUACAUGAUCCAUUAGACUGUAAGUGCCUUAAUUGCGAAGUGGACGCUUUUGCUCAAUUAUGAAUAGGCUAAUGCAGAUUUUGGACACGAAUAUUUCCAAGGAUUUUAAUAAUAAUAAUAACAACAACAAUAACUGUUCAGAAAGAAUAAAAAUUAUAUUUAUUAAAGAAAACGUCCAAAUGAAGUUUGAAACAGUCAAUAAAUGUGUUCCGAUUCGACGUGCGCUCACGCGCUCUUCUCAUGUGCACGUGCAUGCAUGCGAUGAGUUGCUAUAGCGACGCGUGUUAUGAAUUCUGACUGAAUAUAUACACUCGAACCGAUCACUGUCUGUUGGUUGAGAGACGAGGCGAAUUUACAGACUUUUGCAGAGUAUUUUCUGUGCGAAUCUUGUGACUUGGAAGCUGUUGGAGGAUUUCUGAGAGGAGACUUUUAUUCUAGAAGACAUCGCAGGAUAUAUCCUUUUUAUAUAAAGUUAUAUUUUUGAAAGAGUUCCUAUUAUUUUUGAGGAUACUUUUAUUUCAUUGUUCUUCUCUUAGUUUAGAAGGAGUUUGUUUUUAUUUCUUUUUUUUUUUUAUUAAUUUUUGUUUUGUUUUAUUUUUUUAUUUUCUGUGGAGGAGUAUUUCUGAGGAGAGUUGUAUUUUAUUGUAUUGCAUUUUGUAUUGUAUUUUGUAUAGUUUUUAUUGCAGAUUGCAGGAAGAUGGCUCACAUGAUGGGUGAAAGAGGAGGUCAGGCUGUCAGGUCCGCCGACAGCUUCGAUGGAUGGCUGUGCCCUCCGCUGCCAGGUCAAGUUCCUGUCGAGCCAAAGGAGACGUUACGUGGCCUAACUGCCCAGGGUGCCAUGGAGGCUUCUCCUGUGAGCGAGAGCUCAACAGAAAAACCUACAGAACGCAGGAAGAGGAAAAGAAUUCGUUCUUUCCUCAACAGGCCGUGGAAGAUCUGGAGCCAGAGCCUGAUCCCGAGCCGCCGUCACCUGCUCCAGAUCUGGAGCCAGAGUCUGAUCCCGAGCCGCCGUCACCUGCUCCAGAUCUGGAGCCAGAGUCUGAUCCCGAGCCGCCGUCACCUGCUCCAGAUCUGGAGCCAGAGUCUGAUCCCGAGCCGCCGUCACCUGCUCCAGAUCUGGAGCCAGAGUCUGAUCCCGAGCCACCGUCACCUGCUCCAGAUCACUCCGGCGUCAAGCCAAUUAAUGAAAAACCUACAGAACGCAGGAAGAGGAAAAGAAUUCGUUCUUUCCUCAACAGGCUGUGGAAGGCGAUGAAGAGUCCUUUCCGGUGCUGUUGCCCCUGUAGUGAUGUGGAUGUUGUGGAGCCUUUUGUCCCUCCACCAGAUCUGGAGCCAGAGCCUGAUCCCGAGCCACCGUCACCUGCUCCAGAUCUGGAGCCAGAGCCUGAUCCCGAGCCACCGUCACCUGCUCCAGAUCACUCCGGCGUCAAGCCAAUUAAUGAGUCCUUUGAGUCUCUGUAUAACGUGGGAGCGAUGCUUGGAUCCGGAGGAUUUGGCAGGGUGUACGAGGGAACGCGCAAAUUUGAUGGCAAAAAGGUUGCCAUCAAGCAGAUGCUCAAGAUUGACAACGAUCGUUAUCUUCAUAUUCCUGGGCACCCCAAACCUCUCGUUACCGAAGUGGCGCUGCUGCUGAUGAUGAGGCGAGAACCCAUAUGCCCCUACGUCAUACAUCUAUACGAGUGGUUUGAACAUCCUCAAACGUUCACUCUCGUUAUGGAGUACCCGGAACCCUGCGAGAGCCUGCAUGACUUCAUCGCCCGUAACCCUCGACUGUGUGAACCAGCCGCACAGCUCAUCGUGCUACAGGCUAUGAUGGCGCUACUACACUGCCUCGAGCGUGGUGUUUUUCACCAUGACAUCCAUGCUGAGAAUUUUCUGUGGAACAAAGACACGUUUCGUCUCAAGCUGAUAGACUUUGGCUGCGGUCAGCUAUUUAGUAGUGAUGGCUACGAGAGCAAAAUAUACAUCGGAGCACCGCUUUACUGCCCACCUGAAGUCCUGACCGAACCUCGCUUCCACGCCGUCCCAACAAAUGUCUGGGCCCUAGGAGUCUUGUUGUAUAAGAUGGUGAACGGAUGUCUUCCUUUUCGCAGUAGAAGAGAAAUCACACAGGCCAAAAUUACAUUUCAUAACUCCACAUUAUCCGAAGAAUGUGCAGAUCUGAUUAGCCAGUGCCUAGCCCGGGAUCCCACUAAACGGCCGACGUUAGAGCAGAUGUUUCAGCAUGAAUGGAUUACAAGUGAUCUAGAUUGGGGAAGUUCAGGAGAUUCAGUCUGUCUGUGAUUUCAGGAAAUAACAUACUUGCUGUCCUUGGUGGAAGACUUGACCCGAAGCCUGAAGUCCAACCCCAACCUGACAGGGAACUCGGAGCCCGUCCACGUCUGAGCGAGAACACGAGAGACUGCGAGACUGGAACCAAAUCAUCAAGCAUCAUCACAGCCACAUUUGCUUUGUUUUAAAAUGAAUUUUUGCUUUGUUUUUUAAAAAGUCAAGACACCUCAUCUUUAUUUAUAUAUAGCGCCUCGUAUAUGACCGAUCUGUACAUAUGUAUAUAUCAUUUUUGAAUUAAAGAAAUGUUUUUUUUUAAACAGUCUCGGCCUAGGAGGAACCUUUGAAGUGAAAAGGCAAAGACCUAUUUUUGUGCUUCCCAAAAUAAAACUAAAUAAAAAUGUAAAUAAAACUCUA